Silurus meridionalis is the source of this 1838-nucleotide messenger RNA. It is a transcript of the gene st7l, whose product is annotated as suppression of tumorigenicity 7 like. Bases 7 to 1707 code for a protein of 566 amino acids. Lineage: Eukaryota; Metazoa; Chordata; Actinopteri; Siluriformes; Siluridae. Gene Ontology annotation, molecular function: protein binding. The transcript is spliced from 15 exons. The record is from RefSeq and is a predicted model, not a curated record.
CGUCCUAUGGAGGUGAGCCCGUAUUACAGCCUUCUCCGGUAUCCCGUCAUUCUCAUGUUUAUUGUCAUACGCUGGAAAAAAAAAAUGGCGGACGAGAACAGCAGCACUCCACAAGCCCACGGCUUUGCGGAGAAACUGAAGUCGUGGCUGUCCUGCUCGUGGACGUACGUGUGCGCGGUCUGGUUCGCCAUGGUGUUGACGAUGAUCUACGUGCUGCGGAGUCCGCUGAAGCUCCAGGAGUCCGUCGCUGCCGCAUCCAUGUUUCUGAACACUCUUACACCCAAGUUUUAUGUUGCCCUCACAGGAACUUCCUCUCUCAUCUCUGGUCUUAUACUGAUCUUCGAGUGGUGGUACUUUCGGAAGUACGGCACGUCCUUCAUUGAACAGGUGUCUGUGAGUCACUUGCGUCCCCUCCUCGGCGGCGUGGAGACCAACAGCUCUGCGAGUCUCUUCUCCUCGGCUAAUGGAGAAGUGGAGCAGCGGCCCAGUGUCUCAGAGUGUAAAGUAUGGAGGAACCCCCUUAAUCUGUUUCGAGGUGCAGAGUAUAACAGGUACACGUGGGUGACGGGAAAAGAACCACUGACUUACUACGACAUGAAUCUGUCGGCACAAGACCAUCAGACUUUCUUUACCUCUGACACACAACAACUCAAACCAGAGGAUACUGUGAUGCAGAAGGCCUGGCGAGAAAGGAAUCCUCAGGCUCGUAUCCGAGCUGCAUAUCAGGCAAUUGAGCUCAAUCAUGAAUGUGCAGCGGCGUAUGUGCUUCUGGCUGAAGAGGAAGCCACUACUAUUAUAGAAGCAGAGAGACUCUUCAAACAAGCGCUAAAGUUCGCUGGGAAAGACACAAAUCUUCUGGUGUACAUCAAACGCAGAUUGGCCAUGUGUGCUCGUAAACUGGGACGCAUCAAAGAGGCUGUGAAGAUGAUGAGAGAUUUAAUAAAAGAAUAUCCCUUACUUGGAAUGUUAAAUAUACACGAGAAUCUUCUAGAAGCGUUAUUGGAGCUUCAGGCUUAUGCUGAUGUGCAAGCAGUUUUAGCAAAAUAUGAUGAUAUCAGCUUGCCAAAAUCUGCCACUAUAUGCUACACAUCGGCUUUACUUAAAGCACGCGCAGUGUCAGACAAAUUUUCACCAGAGACAGCCUCUAGACGAGGACUUAGCACCGCUGAGAUGAAUGCAGUGGAGGCUAUACACAGAGCAGUGGAGUUCAACCCACAUGUACCAAAGUAUCUUUUAGAGAUGAAGAGUCUGAUCCUGCCACCAGAGCACAUUCUGAAGAGAGGUGACAGUGAAGCGGUGGCAUACGCAUUUUUUCACCUGCAGCACUGGAAAAGAGCAGAGGGAGCACUCAACCUGCUCCACUGCACCUGGGAGGGAACAUUCCGUAUUAUUCCUUACCCACUGGAGAAAGGUCAUUUGUUCUACCCAUACCCAGGCUGCACAGAGACAGCAGACAGAGAAUUACUGCCAUCUUUUCAUGAGGUAUCAGUGUACCCUAAGAAGGAGCUGCCAUUCUUCAUCCUGUUUACAGCAGGCUUAUGCUCCUUUACUGCCAUGUUGGCUAUGCUCACACACCAGUUCCCUGAUCUCAUGGGCGUCUUUGUCAAAGCUUUCUUCAGCACCCUUUUUGCACCAUUGGGCUUUUUUGCAGACAAGAUGGAGAACUUUAUGCCUUCCUGCCUUUGGUACCAGCUGACAAGAAUCUGAAACACAACCCUCCCUAUUCCCCACCAAAAUACAUGCAGACAUCCCGGUGUCAAUCUACUGGAUGUGUAGCAUUAAAUGUGCUAAGAAGUUCUGUGUGAUCCGUGCUGAUCGUAAUAAAAUGUUCUGAGUGA